AGUUGUUACUAUCCCUACUACAUCAGAUAAUGGCUGUUACUGGUCUAUGCUGAAAGGAGAUGAUUAUCAAUGCUUUGACCAGCGUUGGUAGAUCUUAUGAAGAGACUCGAAAUGUGACAAUAACACUCGCGACACUGAUAGGAUUUAUAUUUAUUGUAUCAGUUCAACAUCCUGUCUUUGUUUUGUACCUAUGGCUAUUUUCUGGCGGCAUGGCAAUUGGGGUAUUUGUGCUGCAACGAUAUGUAACUCCACCUAGUAUCUGGAUUUUUGGGUACCUCUUCAAACUAAAAUACAGACCAUAUAAAAUUUUACCAGUUCCAUCUGUGAAAUAUGUUCAGUGUCCUGUUUGUGACAAACAAAACUGCCGUCGUCAUGAAGUCCAAGUAAAAUCAGAUCAGAUAUGGAAAGGGAUGAUGAUACCAGAAAAAAUUGAUGAAAAGAUUGAAGAGUUUUGUCAGUUGUUAUUAGUUCAUCAUAUUUACUAUUGGUAUCAUCCCAUCAGUAAGAAUUCUGAUUUCCUCCAUGACGUCAGAUGUAUCUUCCGCUUCAUAGCUGCUUCUUUGAUACGAAUCAGCAUGCAACUGGAUAUUGGAAAGAUAGUGACUGAAAAGCUGAUUCCCUUGGGAGUGGUUCAUCUGGAUAAUCACGUUAAAACUAAACAAAAGCACCCUAACGUCAGUAGAGACGAACUUGCGAAAUUAACUUUGGAAGAGUAUGGUGAGAAUCUCCACAUAGCUCUAACAAGUGAAGACUCUGAGAACAGAUAUCUACGAUCCCUAGUCGAGUUGCUGCUACCCUACUUAGUUCCUGAGGGUAGACUCAGUGCUCCCAAAGCUAACACCUUCAUUAGAGAGCUUGUUGCCAUGGUGAUGCUUAAAACCGGAGUUGAUUUGAUUGCUGCUCCAGAUUUUAUAAACCUUAUGAUCAGGAUGUUGCUAGACCCUGAAACUAUGAAGGAACACAAGCUUCCUCCUUCACGCAAAGUAGAGCUCCUUUCAAACUUUGUGGUAGGAACUUCCAGUCUACAGAACUCCCAGUAUUACAACCUGGAGGAUCUCCUCUUUAACCAGACAAACCUCUACUCGUUUAUGCAGUAUUUAAGGAAACAGGGAGCGAUAAACCUGCUACAAUGUUGCCUGACUGUGAAAGAGAAAAUGGAUACUUUUAACACCACAUCCGUGGAUUCAGAAAUCAGAUUUACUGGGUAUAAGAACGAUAUGAGAGGGUUUUACGAUCUAUACUUUGCAAGCGAUGCCAGUGAUAGGAUAGAAUUUCCAACUCUCAUCACUGACGAAUUGAAAUCGUCCUUGCUUGCCAAAUAUGCGUAUGGAUUUAACCCGUUCAAGGGUGUAUUACAAAAAGUGUACGAAUACCUGAUGGAACACCUGAGAGCAAACUACUGUGUUGGGUUUUACCAGAGUGAUUACUUCUUCCUUCUCCUUCUUGGGGACAGGAUCGUUCCUCCGCCUAAACUUUCUUCCUGGAGCAAGGAGCAUUUGUGUGUCCCAGAUAGUUGGUCGGAUCAGAUGAGAAAGCAAAGUGUAGGUGGUAUAGGUGCAAUGUUCAGCACCCUUAAAGACAAACUCUCUAACAACCCUAUGGAUCCCAUGUUAGAAAUGCUGGAUGAUAGCGCUUUAUCCGCAGCGCAGUUGGCUCAGAUAACUACGUCUACUGGCAGUGCACUGCUUGGAGUGGACACUGAGGACGUAGAGCAGAUUGAUUACAACGCCCAGUCGAGUAUAGAUCUCUCCAAAUGGAGCAUCAGCAUUAACAAUACUGAACUGUUGGGGGAAUGGCUCAGACAAUAUGUUGCUUAUGUUAUCGAUGUUAAAACUGAUGUUAAGAAACUUUCAGGUGGUUUCGAGCAUUUGACAGUCAAACGGAGGUUUAGCGAGUUUGUCAUGUUACACAAACGUCUCAGAAAAUUCCACGGAUCUUUGGGAGGUUUACAAUUACCACAAAGAAAGUCUAUGAACGCACUGAACAACGAGUUUAUAAUGUACCGGCGACAAGAACUGGGAAUAUACAUUCAAAAGUUACUGAGAAUGGACUACAUAAGACACAGUGAACUUAUCGCUAAAUUCCUGAGUCCUUCUUGUGAUGAUUUCAAUAAGAUAGCCUUUAUAAGCAUGCCUAAACAGGCUAUUGGUUCUGCAGGGGAAUUCGCGGGCAAAAUGAUGAGUGGUGUGAGACCGAAGGAGAAGAGCCUGUACUUGUACCCUUUUCUUAAAUCUGUUUGCAAAUCUGUCACCCCUGGUUACGGCGGAAACUCUCACACGGGCAGUAGUGAAGUCGGAAGUAACCCCUCCACACCCAUGUCUACCCCAACUAUGCCCAGAAAGAACGCCACCUUGAAGAGAACACCAUCUCAAACCGCUAAUGCUGCUCUACUGCAUUCUAAAGAAAUGCAGAGUAAAGUGAAAGUGGAGUUGAAUAAGCGACAUACCCACGACAGUACAAUAUUCAUGCAGUUAACCGGAGUCACUGAGUGUGUCCUCUACGCUGCUCUACUGUUGGGUGACCUGCCAGGUUUACUAAUACAUGCUCUUUGUUCCGUAAUGCUGGUCAUAAAGAACACUUUGGACCAUUUUGUAAUCAACUUCAUCAACUUCAAGAUAAACUUGGUGCUCCAGGAAAAAGAGGUUGUGGAGAUCAUUGAGCUGGCAAGAGAUGUUUUGUUCUUUGACGAAGAAGUAAGAGGAACAGAUGAGAUUAAAGAACGGGCUGAUUUAGCGAGAUCCGAGCUGGUCCACAAAAUUCCCAAGCCCAUCAAGAAGUUGCUGGGCGUGAAACGUAUGGAUGACGCCCUGUUGACCAUCUACGAUGCUCUUCAGAACAAAGAGCUGAACAAACAACUGGUUUACACUCUGUUGGACGUCUUCUUGGGAGAGGUCCUCACUGAGCUUAAAGAGAGGGAAGAUAUUCUGAUACAACAAGACAGAGUAGAGGGCGGGGACGAGCAAACAGCCAGCACCCCCGAGUGAUGUCACGUGGUUUGAUGCAAUGUCACGUGGUCACUGGUGUGGUGUAAUGUGGCGAACUUGAAACGUUUUUCCGUCUCCCGAGAUGAAGUUCCGCUUUAAAGUCCGAAUAGUCCACUGAAAAACGUCGUCCUGUCCUAGAGCUCUUAUCUUAACCCUAACCUUAGCCUAACCUUAAACCUAGCUCGAACCCAAACUCUAACUCCUGACUCUAACCCUAACCCUUAUGAGGCACUGGAACUGGACGACAGUCACGGAAAUUAUGAGGACUGGUUAUGGCUUGGAACUUGUUUAUUAGUGAGUUAGUUUCUUAAUUGAUCUAUUAGUUAAAGCUAACUUACAAGCUCUUGGAAGCAACAGCUAUUGGACUUUUAAAAGCGAAAGUUUUUUUGUUGUUUUAUUUAAUUGAAGUUUCUUAUUUUCGUGUUCAGUGUCUUUUAGGUAAUUAUACAAUAAUUGAUUAGAUAAUUAUAAAUUAUACAUUUUUUGUACAGGAUUUGGUGUUUCUGUUUAAUAGAAUUUAUUGUAACAUAAAAAUUUAUCCAAUAGUUUAUUCCUUAUAAUUUAGCCUUAUAUCAGUAACAUCGCCCCGGCUUUGGAAAGGAUAUUGUCCGUUGUCCGAACAUGAUCGAAUUAGUAAAAUGUGUUUAAGUAAGGAAUUUGUUUAUUUUGGAAUCCACAGCUGGCCUGUGCAGUUCUUCUGUGUAAAAUUCUGACUUGUUUGUAUUGCUUGUACUUGCUUGUACUUGCUUGUAUAUGUAUAAUGUAUAUGUAUUUGAUUGAAUUUCGCUUUUGAUUAUUACGGCUGAGUUGUGUUAUAUAAUGUUAAUUUCAGAAUUAGUUCCGC
This is a messenger RNA of Bolinopsis microptera, 3828 nucleotides long. RefSeq names its product sorting nexin-14-like. The record is from RefSeq and is a predicted model, not a curated record. Gene Ontology annotation, cellular component: intracellular membrane-bounded organelle. Gene Ontology annotation, molecular function: phosphatidylinositol binding. Bases 60 to 2984 code for a protein of 974 amino acids. NCBI's taxonomy places the organism in Eukaryota, Metazoa, Ctenophora, Tentaculata, Lobata, Bolinopsidae. The transcript is spliced from 19 exons.